UACGGCCCAUGGCAACUAGCUCACAGGAGUUUUGUUUAGUCGCGUGGGGUGCGAACAGUUACGGGCAACUUGGUCAGGGACAUGAAGAGGACCAGGCAGUGCCGCAACUCUGUAACAAAGCUGCCCUCCGUAGAAAGACUGUCCGGGUUCUUUGCGGUGGCGGGGGACACACGGUGGUUGUCACCGAUGAUGGAGAGGCGUUCGCGUGUGGGCACAAUAACAGAGGCCAGCUUGGACUCGGCCACACUGCCAACUGCUCAACACUUCAGCACUUCUCAGGCCUGAAUCAGAGGGUCACGAAUGUCGCCUGUGGCUGGGAUUUUACUCUUCUCCUUACUGACUGUGGUAACCUAUUAGCGUGUGGCUCCAAUGUGUUUGGACAACUUGGUAUUGGUCAUGACACUUCACACUCUGCAAAGCUGGUGCUCAUAGAGGAUCUGAAGGAGCGUGUGAUGAAUGUAGCAGCGGGCCUCCGACACGCUCUAGCAAUCACAGAGUCAGGAUGUGUCUACCAGUGGGGCACAGGUCUCCAUAGCCAAGCUAAAAGAGCACUUAGUCCAAACCCUGUUCCAGCACACCUUAACUCCAAAGUUCCUUCUCUGGUGCCAGGUUUUACUCAAAGGAUACCUUACAUUGUUGCUGCUGGCUCAACGCAUUGUGUUUGCCUAGCAGGAGAUGGUGAUGUGUUUCUGUGGGGAAGCAACAAGCACAACCAGCUUCUAGCCACUGAGCCCUUCAGGGCCACUCCAGCUCCACUUGAGCGCUCGCUACUAUGUGGAGAGAAAGUUGUAAAUGUGUGGAGCGGUUGGACCCACGUUAUAGCCCAAACAGAAAGAGGGAGAGUGUUCACAUGGGGUAGAGGAAAUUACGGACAACUGGGCCGACUUUUGGCAGAUGGCCCAAAUUCUGAGCACCAGUCAGCAGACAAUGGGAGCAAGACUUUUCUCCCUGGCGAGGUGAAUGGCCUCUUUGGAGUAACACAGACCUCACCCCGUGGCGUCAAAAUGAUAACAAGAAGGAUGAGCAAAAAUCCCAGAACCACACAGGGGGAACCUAGGGAAUGACCUACAAAGAGCUGGGACCACAGUAACAAAGGCUACUAUCAGUAACAAAAUGCGCCGCUAGUGACUCCUGCACUGCCAGUACACGUCCAGGCCCGUCUGUGGUUCGCUAGAGAGCAUUUGGAUGAUCCAGAAGAGGACUGGGAGAAUGUGUUAUGGUCAGAUGAAACCAAAAUAGAACUUUUUGGUAGAAACACAGGUUCUUGUGUUUGGAGGAGAAAGAAUACUGAAUUGCAUCCGAAGAACACCAUACCCACUGUGAAGCAUUGGGGUGGAAACAUCAUGCUUUGGGGCUGUUUUUCUGCAAAGGGACCAGGACGACUGAUCUGUGUAAAGGAAAGGAGGAAGUUGAAAGUCCGUGUUGCCCAACGACAGCCCCAAAACAUCACUGCUCUAGAGGAGAUCUGCAUGAAGGAAUGGGCCAAAAUACCAGCAACAAUGUGUGAAAAGUUUGUGAAGAGUUACAGAAAACGUUUGACCUCUGUUAUUGCCAACAAAGGGUACAUAGCAAAGUAUUGAGUUGAACGUUUGGUAUUGACCAAAUACUGAUUUUCCACAAUGAUUUGCAAAUAAAUUCUUUAAAAAUCAAACAAUGGGAUUUUCAGUUUUUUUUCCACAUUCCGUCUCUCAUGGUAAAUAAUAGCCUAAACCAUCCGGCGGCCUCCAGCAAACUGGAGGUGAUCCGUAGUCAAUCCGGAGCACUGACGCGGUCGGUAUACGUUGAACAAUAGGAUAUAAUGGGAACAAAUUGGCUCCGGCGCUACUUUUUGCCGGACACAGAACGAAAAUGUAUUUUGCGUAGUUGUUAACAAGGAAGCCGAACUUUUAACAGCAUGUUAGCCGCACGCGCACACGCAGGUGCGCGCGAAGCGAUAAAUCGCAGCGGAAAAAUCAUCACCUUCAUUUUUAUUUACCGGUACGUGCAAUAAAUGGAAUUAUUGCAUAUUGCGACAGGCUUAAUGUGAUUGCAGAGUUUGACAUUUUGACAACAUUGUAAACCAGUUCUAAUUUAAUGGUGGCAUUCUACUUUUUUCCUGUUAGUGUUCCUUAUCUAUUAAAAUUCAAAAACACUUAAAUCUCAUUCAAAAAACCUUAAUAAUUUUUAAUUAAAAUCCCAUUUAAAUAUGUGACAACCAGCCCCUUAGUGGGGAUUGUUGUCACAAAGUGUUAGGAGGUCUUUGGUUGAUAAUAAAUAAGUAUUAGGGGGAAAAAAUGGAAAAAGAAAAGGAUGUCAAAUCCAAACCAAGAUAUGAAGCUUUCAUGUAAAAAACAAACAAACAAAAAAAAAACCUGACUCUUGUAAGAUGUGUGAAUGGGAAAAUAUUCAUGAGAGAGUCAAAAUGGUGCCAACCAUCCUUGUUCUCCCCUAAUAUGCAACCCUGCAGUAAAUGAUCACUGCCAGCUUGUCCCAGUCAAUGGAAAAGGAUUUAUAUCACUCUUAAUGGAAUAUGAUUGGAUGUUUGUGGUUCCGCAAAUCGAGACUAAAUGCGAGUUGGAGGCGGGUAUCAUGUCAUGCUUACAAAGUCCAGCAGGAGGCAGCCAACACCCAUAAAUGGAAAGACAAGGAAGCUGAAAGAUGUUUAGUAUGGGAUCCAUCAGAGUUCACCAAGAGAAAGUGAGACACCUUGAUGAAAUUCAUCAUUACACGUGCAAUAAAAAGCAUGCACACGUUUCUAUUAUGGUCCUCCAGGGAGAAAAUCAUUAAUAUCUUGCUCAGUCAGAGGUUUUUCUUCUCCCAUUGGGGCCAUUGUAUGGUUGGAGCAGUUAACCUGUAGUCAAAAUGGUUGCUGUAUGACAGGAGAGAGGUGCUAUUAUUAAAAAUACAGAUGUCAAGGUCGGUCGUGGGUGAAAUGCGGAUCAUUCUUGUCCAACGUGCGGGCAUCACCGUUGCAGCAGCAACAGCGACGUAUGUCAUUGCGGCAUCACCUUAUGUGCGUAAAGCUAAAGGUGAAGAUGGAUUUGCUGAGUGGACAGUGAAUCGCUUAACCCACUGGGGCAGGGUAUGACGUGCGUACACACCCACACAGUCAAUGUUUAGUUAGCUGUCACAUUUUAUGAGGCAUAUGAGCAUAACAAAUAAAGCCUGUCGUUAGCUUUACCUGCCACUCUUUUAUGCUGAAGCUGAAACGAACAAUAAGCAGCCAAAGCCAAGUUGUUAGUAAAUGUAGUGAUUAUAACAGGAGAACGCCAUGGUAAAGGCACCACUUAAACAGCUCUGUGCUUCCUCCGAAAUUGAGAUUCAUAUACAGUAUUUGAUGGUGGGAGUCCGCUUUCAUUUACAAAGUUUGCCAGAAAAGAAAUCUUUAUUAUAUGAAAGAAAAAAAAAGAUGCAAAGUCAGUAUGCACUUGUCCUUAGCAUUAGCUGAGUGUGGAAAUAUUUUGUAAAGCAAGGCACCUUCUAAGGCAGGGUUCGGGAACCUUUUUGGCUGAGAGAGCCAUGAACACCACAUAUUUUUAAAUGUAAUUCUGUGAGAGCCAUACAAUAUGUUUAAAACUAAAAACAAGUAAUGUGUGCAUUUUAUGUAGUUUCCACACUAAGUACAGCAAGUCUCUGAAUUCUUUAUAAUAAUUUAUAUAAGUAAUAUUUAAAUUAAAUAAUAAAUAUUAAAUCAUAUUAAAAUAGUUAUUUUAAUGUUUUGUUGUGUCCACAGAUAGAUUCACCCUAUGUCAUAGGCAGAGUUUGACUUUUGGGGCGGGGGGCCCAACAUGUUGAUGAGCCCGGAACGCAGUGUCAGGAAUAAAAUUAACUAACAAGAUUAUUUAUAAUAAUAAGUUGACAAUGAGCAUUUUUUGUUCCCCAUUAUCCUUGAGGGGAAUUCUAAUUCAGGCUGCUUAGGCUAUACUUUUCACCAAGAUCGUCAACCUUUGAAUAUGGUAUGCCCGCCGGUGUCGUGCCAAUGUAGUUACCCCAGUCAAGAAUUGUAUCCCCUGGUCGGAGCCAUAUAGAGGUAGGUUUGUGUCUUUAUUAAUCCAAUCAAAAAAAAGUUGCUUCAAUAAAAAAAAGUUGCUUCAAUCAAAAUAUAUAUUUUCAGUAAAAUUGAAUUUGAAGCAACUUUUUUGAUUGAAGUAAUGUUUAUUUGUGUUUGGGCCACAUUUUAGCUAGGAUGUUUUUGUCUUUAUUAUUCAAUAAAAAUAUAUAUAUAUUUUCAAAAGGAAAAAUCACUUCAAACAAAAAAAAGACAAACUUCAAUCAUAGAAAACGUUUUUGAACACAAAAAAAAUACUUGAGAUUGAAAAAUUUGCAUUUGAACACUUAAUUUUUCAUUGAAAAAGUUUUAUUUGAUUGAAGCAAUCCUUUUUGUGUUUGGGCCAUAUUAUGGGUAGGACAUUUGUGUCUAAAUCAUUCAAUCCCAACUAAAAGUUGCUUCAAUCCAAAAAAAUAUUUUCAAUGAAAGAAAAAAAUCUUUUGAAAAAUAAAAUUGCCCCCCCCCCCACCUUUUUUUUUUUUUUUUUUUUUUGUGUGAAAAUUACAUGCAAAGCAAAUGACCGUCUAAGGUGCUAGUCACAUGAUCUGUUUGAAAAAUAAUUUUGACCCAUUUUGAAAAAUAUAUUUUUUUGUUCAUUUCAUUCAUUUUUGUUGCAGUUUUAUUGCUUUACAACUUUUAUAUAUAUAGGAAAGUCAAUUUCAUGCAAUGACACUUUUCGGCCACGUGGGGGGGGGCUGCCCGCCCCCCCCCCCCACCCCCCCUUAAAAUCCACUUAUGCCCUAUGUUUAAAAUGUUUCAUCUUAUUUCGUUUUUUGUGGAAAAUAUACACACAAGUUUCAGCCGGAAAACACUGUUGUACUUUCAGUUUUAAACCAGCAGGGGGCAGUGUUCACUUCUAAGCGUGCAUUGGCAAUAACUGUUUGCAUUUUAGAGCGAAUACGAAAUGACCAGUUUGUGCUGUAAUACGAGACGGACGUGGUUAAAAGUAUUUUUUUCUUGUUUCAGGUGAGGAAAAAAAGUAUAAUUUGACUGUGUGUAUUAGGGGAUUGCUUUAUUUUAGGAUGAUUGUGAUGUGUACUGUGUGUUAAUUUUGUUCAGAAAUAUGUUCAUCGUUAUGUAUGACUGCAGAUGUGUUCAUAAUGGCGAGCGGACGACGAGUGAAUGCUAGUAAUGUCUAAAAUGCAGAAGUUAAAUGUUUUGUCACAAACACUUGUAUUUAUUUAUUAUUAUAAUUGUAAAGAAUUCACAUUUUAGAGUGAAUAAGAAAUGAGCCGUCUGUGUGCAGCAAUGCGAGAAGGACGUUGUUAGUUUUUUCUUGUUUCAUCUGUACAAGAAAAAGAAAACAAAAUUAAAUGUAGCAACCGACUGAAGCAUUUAAUCUCCGUCUGCACCACGCUAAAGAUGCAUAGCUAUUAUUUCAACCGACUACCACAUGCAUCAUCAGACUUUUGCGUUCUCCACUGCUGCACCUGUCCUGAAAUUUGAAUGUCGCCUGAUCACUGGCUUGCCAAAGGAAAAAAUGUGAGCGCCCGUUUAGCUUCCCAUUACAUAACAAACUUUUUUUUUUUUUUUUUUUCUUU
Messenger RNA from Corythoichthys intestinalis (scribbled pipefish), 5568 nucleotides. RefSeq names its product secretion regulating guanine nucleotide exchange factor (gene sergef). The transcript has 10 exons. Gene Ontology annotation, cellular component: nucleus; cytoplasm. The record is from RefSeq and is a predicted model, not a curated record. Gene Ontology annotation, biological process: negative regulation of protein secretion. Bases 9 to 1064 code for a protein of 351 amino acids. NCBI's taxonomy places the organism in Eukaryota, Metazoa, Chordata, Actinopteri, Syngnathiformes, Syngnathidae.